AUGAACAGUCAGGAUAGGAGAAAGAGCUGCGGAUUUCGAAACACGUUCCAUAUCGAGAAUAUGCAGAUGCAAUUUGCUUCAGACAUAGCGACGUCAAGUCCCAAGUUGUUUCCAUGCAAGCGCGAUCACUGGCUGCCUAACCUAGAUCAUGGUUUCGUGACAUCCGACCCAAUCUCAGGUGCUGAGGAAGCAACUGUAAACCAAUUGUUUAUACCAGGUGAAAAUAGAUGGGACUAUGAUAUUAUUGUUGAUCUCUUUAGCGAAGAAGAACAAAGACAAAUAUUGAAAAUCCCCUUGAGCUCUUAUGGAAGAGCUGAUCAAAUUUAUUGGGUUCACGAUAAUAAAGGACUUUAUUCGGUUCGUAGUGGAUAUGAGAGGUUGAUGUUGGAAUUCUCCCAGAACUACUCGAACAAUAUGGAUAGGUAUUGGAGCACCAUAUGGAAUCUUAAAAUUCCAGCAAAGGUACACAACUUUCUCUGGCGGGCAUCACAACAAGUUCUUCCUACAUCGGACCACUUAAGGGCCAAGAGAGUGGACAUUGAUAAACACUGUCCAGUAUGUUUGCAGCACGAUGAAUCUGUUUUGCAUAGCUUGGUUCAUUGCGUGUUCGCUCGAAGUGUUUGGGAUGCAACGGGGAUUACUUCCUCUCCUUCCUUGACAGAUAGCUUCAAAGAUUGGUUGAACCUUGUGCUAAGAAGUAACAAACAAGACCAAGAACUAAUUGGCAUGACUUGCUGGGCCAUUUGGACGAACCGAAACGAGGUAGUUUGGCAAUCUCGCUCUCAUACUGUGUUGAAGGUCAUAGCAAAUACAAAAAUCUUUUUGCACCAGUGGCGUGAAGUCCAUCAACCAGCAGCAACACAUAUCCGAAACCCACAGACGCUGGACUUUGCUAAAUGGUACCCACCUGCGGCAGGCUCAUUUAAAAUCAACAUUGAUGCUGCAAUUUUUGAGAACCAGUGA
This is a messenger RNA of Fraxinus pennsylvanica, 963 nucleotides long. NCBI's taxonomy places the organism in Eukaryota, Viridiplantae, Streptophyta, Magnoliopsida, Lamiales, Oleaceae. The record is from the annotation of a GenBank genome assembly.